UCCGGGAGGGCCGAGCUCUCGCGAGACGUCGGCGGCGCCGCGAUGGGGAGACAAUGCCGCGACACUGCUCCGCCGCCGGAUGCUGCACCCGGGACACGCGGGAGACCAGGAACCGGGGCAUCUCCUUCCACAGGCUGCCCAAGAAGGACAACCCCCGGCGCGGGCUGUGGCUGGCCAACUGCCGGCGGACGGACCCCAGCGGUCAGGGCCUGUGGGACCCGGCCUCCGAGUACAUCUACUUCUGCUCCAAGCACUUCGAGGAGAACUGCUUCGAGCUGGUCGGCAUCAGUGGCUACCACCGGCUGAAGGAGGGAGCGGUGCCCACCAUCUUCGAGACCUUCUCCAGGCUGCGCCGCACGGCCAAGGCCAAGUCCCACGCGUUCAGAGCCGCCUCGCCCGACCUCGCCGGGCUUCGGCGCCGCAGGAAGCGGUGCGCCUCCGGCGACGGCCCCGUCUUCCUCCGGCCCGGCGCCGGCUCCGCCCUCCCCGGCGAGAAGGUCCCGUCCCCCGCCGGCUCCGCCCCCGCCCCGGGGCGGCGGACGCCCCCCGGCCCCCCGCCGCCCGAGCCCGACGUCCCGUCGUCGUCGGACCCCCCGGGGCCGCCGGACCCCGGCGGGGCGGAAGGGGCCGCCCCCCCGCCCCCCGAGCCGGAGCCCCCGGCCCCCGGCUCCCCGCCGGCCCCCCGCCCGGUCUCCCCCUCGGCCUACAUGCUGCGCCUGCCGCCUCCGGCGGGCGCCUACAUCCAGAGCGAGCACAGCUACCAGGUGGGCAGCGCGCUGCUGUGGAAGCGGCGGGCGGAGGCGGCCCUGGACGCCCUGGACCAGGCCCAGCGGCAGCUGCAGGCCUGCAAGCGGCGGGAGCAGCGGCUGCGGCUGCGCAUCGCCGAGCUGCAGCAGGAGCGGCUGCGGGAGAAGCGGGCUCAGGCCGACGUGCGCCAGGCCCUCAAGGACCACCUGCACGGCUUCGAGCUGCAGCUCGGCGGCGCCUUGGAGUGAGGCCCCGGCCGCCCUCGGCGCGGCGCUUCGCCUCCGUCCCCCCGCCCCGGAUCCGGCCCGGCACACGCCGCGCGCUUAAAUACCCCGACCGCCGGGGUGAUUUUUAUCCCUGGGGCAGGGGCGGCCCGAGGCGGCAAGGCCCGGAGACCCUGGCUCUCGGCCCCGGGGCUCGCCGACCGGACAGCGGACUCCCCGCGCCGUCCCCGCCGCCCCGCCCCCGGACGCUAACCUUCGGCGGGCGCGGUCAGCCCCUACCCUAGAAGGAGGGAGGGCUUCCCGCCGCACGGGAGGAGGUCCGGCCCUUGCCGGACGCAGACCUCGGGUGGACGGGGCGAGGGGAGUAAAGAUAUCGGUGCAGA
Molecule: messenger RNA, 1354 nt
Organism: Ornithorhynchus anatinus (platypus)
Lineage: Eukaryota; Metazoa; Chordata; Mammalia; Monotremata; Ornithorhynchidae
Gene: THAP7
Product: THAP domain containing 7
Exons: 5
Coding region: 54-995 (313 amino acids)
Biological process (GO): regulation of DNA-templated transcription
Cellular component (GO): nucleus
Source: RefSeq, a predicted model, not a curated record